AGCCUGAAAGAUCUGUGUUGUGCAGUGAUCACUCGCAGCAAAAUAGACAUACAUGCGGGUAGCAAGAAGCUACCCUCAAACAUACUCAACGUGCUAAAACCCGAGGGAGUAUGCGACUGUUGUGGAAGUGGAAUGUUCGGAGAGGGUCUGAAAGUGGUGAGACCUGCGAGGAAGAUAUUCGGAGUGACAAAUGUCCCUUUUCUAUUUGUAUCUUGCUCGCCCUAUUGUCUCACAGAAUUCAAUAACAACUCUAAGAAUACUGCAAAACAUAUCUACAAAGAGGAGUGAAAUCAUUGUGAAAUGUUGGAAAACUUUGUGAUCAAAUCAUGACCAGAAACAAAAAUCAGCAAAAAAUCAACAAAAUUUCAGUGAAAAAUUACGGAAAUUGCAGUGAAAAAGGUUGAAAACUUCGUGAAGAAAUCAUAAAUAAAAAUGAAAUUAUGUGAACAGACUCAUCAACGUGAUAAUUUUGAUUUAAAUGUCUUUUUUUCAUCAAUACGUUCGUUUUGUCAUUGUGAAGAGUGUUUCUAUCAGUUUUUUGCUAGAUUUUUGGAAGGAGAUGAGCAAAAGGCACAAAAUAUAGACAAGGAGUUGAAGUAUGAUGUGAAAAAAACCCAAGGAAGAUUUGCUCAAUUUAUUGCUAAAAAGAUUAAAAGCUGAAAACGGUAAAACUAAAGAUGAGUUCCAAAAAACUCAAAUAUCUUUCCUUAGAUUAAGGAAAAAUUUUUCGUUUUGAACAUAAAGUUGACCUAGUAAA
This is a messenger RNA of Symsagittifera roscoffensis, 757 nucleotides long. Its product is annotated as leucine-rich repeat-containing protein 63-like. The record is from RefSeq and is a predicted model, not a curated record. Lineage: Eukaryota; Metazoa; Xenacoelomorpha; Acoela; Convolutidae.